AUGUCCCAGAAGACCUUCCUCUGAUUGGAUAACGGUGACGUUUGGAUGGGUGUGGGAGAUUAUAAAUGGUGGGGAAAACGUUUGUUGUUUGUUGUUUGUUCAAACAUUAUAACGGUUUGAGUCUCGCUAGUUGCAGGCACCCUCGCCAGAAAGUCGAGUUUGUUACCUUAUUUCUGUCCUUUUUCCAAGAUGAACAGAAUUAUUCUCCAUCUUUUUGCACUCGGAUUCUGCUUUGCAGUCGUUCAAGCUCUGACGUGCUACAAAUGCGACCUCGGCUUCGGUGACUUGUGCUUUACCACCACAACUACAUGUAACAGCGGAGAACAAUGCUUCAGUGGUGUCGGGAAAGCAGCUAAAGUCUUGGAUAUUAAGACAAAGGGCUGUUUAGCAGUGGCCAAUUGCAACUCAACCGAACAAACGACCUUCGGCAACAACACCGUCUACAGCCUGACCAAGACAUGCUGCAACACCGACCUGUGCAAUGCUGCGCCCGGUCUGCCCGGGACCUCUGCUCUGAACCUGGCCCUCACCACCAUCACUGCUCUGUUUGUGGCCAACGUCCUGGUUUGAAAGAAAAUACAGCGGAAGAUGGAUAACAGUGUACACACACACACACACACACACACACACACACACUUAUUGCGCACACACCAGCACUACAAGGAUUAAAUGCUCUCUCCUCAGACAUGUUUUUUUUUUUUUUUUUUUUUUAAAUGUAUGGGUCUUGUGGUCACGAUUCUUCAUGUGUAUUGUACUUCACACAAAUAAUAUCAGUUUAAAUUUAAAUUCCCGUUUUUGUUUAGAUUACUCAGUAAGCUGUCCCGGUCCUCAUUUUACUAUAAGAGAUAUUAAAUUGUUACUUGACAAUUUGAAGUGUAACACAAGACAUCAAAGAUGAUACAAGUAGUCCACCACUUGUCUGACAUGCCCUGUAAUUUACUUUCUCCACUUGAAAACAUGUGGAAUUAAGUUCAGAUACAUGAAUCACAUGGUAGGCAUUUCACUGCGUGACUAAAUUGUUUUUGUAGGUGAAUUAGUGCAACACAAAGGAAUAGUUCCAACAUUUUG
Molecule: messenger RNA, 1068 nt
Organism: Sander lucioperca (pikeperch)
Lineage: Eukaryota; Metazoa; Chordata; Actinopteri; Perciformes; Percidae
Gene: spaca4l
Product: sperm acrosome associated 4 like
Exons: 3
Coding region: 190-570 (126 amino acids)
Source: RefSeq, a predicted model, not a curated record